Molecule: messenger RNA, 2148 nt
Organism: Closterium sp. NIES-65
Lineage: Eukaryota; Viridiplantae; Streptophyta; Zygnematophyceae; Desmidiales; Closteriaceae
Source: the annotation of a GenBank genome assembly
AUGGCGUUCUCUAGAUGGCCCUCGUGUUUGGUGGUUCUUCUGCUCAUCGCUAGCUCGUGCCAAGCUCAACAAGUGAUUCGGCUUGGGUUCCUCCUACCGUAUCCUGAUGGCGACUCCGCCGUUCCGCAACGACUCGCCGACGAAUGGAUCUCCGCCGUCCGUGUGGCUCUGGAGGUGCUGGGACCCCAGUACGAGAACAACUUCGUCGUCGAGCCGUUCGUCCAAAACUCCGCAUGCGACGCCGAAGUUGCCGCUCAGGCUGCACAGCGGCUAGUCUACACGAACGUGGUCGGCGUAGUGGGUCCGGCGUGCUCCGAGGCCGUGAAGGGUGCGAACCCCGUGCUCAAGGCGGCCGGAAUUCCGUUUGUCUCCUUCGCCGCCACUGCCGACGGCUUCUCCAGCGACGUCGAGUACCCCACCUUCUUCCGCACUGUCUUCCCCGACGCGGACCAAGCGGUCGCCAUUAAAUCCGUCGUAAGUCACCUUGGCCAUCAACCAUUCCCAACUUUCCACCAUCCGGUCCCUUUCAUUUCUUCCAUUCCGCCCCUUGCAUUCCGAACCUUACACUCGCCCCUUCCUCUCUGCCCCUUCCUCUCCGCCCCUUCCACUCCGCAGCUUCCUCUUCGCUGUUUUCUCUCCGCCCCUUCCUCUCCGCCUCUUUCUCUCCGCCAUCUGUCGACUCCAACUCUUCCCGUUCUUCUGCUCUCUCUUCGUUUACGGCUACGCACUUCCCAUUUCACCCCUCUUGGUGAUAUCUCUCAUCCCUCUUAUCCACUCUUUCUCCCUCCGUUUCUGCUGCCUCGUGCUGUUCCCCGUGCGUUCCUCCAGAUCGAGCACUUCAACUUCGACCAGAUUCACCUCUUCUAUUCGGACGAGAUUUACGGCACCUCGCUCGCUAAGGGCAUCAGGAACAUCUUGGGCGGCCAGCGCGUGCUGCAGCCGAUCAAGGUGUCGUACCCCGUCGACCCCACGGCUCUCGACCAGCACUUCGCCAACAUGAAGCCCAGCAACGCGUCCAACAUCUUGGGCGGGCAGCGCGUGCUGCAGCCGAUCAAGGUGUCGUACCCCGUGGACCCCUCGGCCCUCGACCAGCACUUCGCCAACAUGAAGCCCAGCAACGCGUCCGUCUGCGUCUUCGCCACGCUGCCCAACGUCGCGGAGGCCCUGUGGGAGACGGCGUUCCGGCUGGGCCAGACCAAGUUCCCGUACUGGUACCUGGGAGCUGAUGGCGCCGUUGCAUUUGACCUCGUUGGUGAAGGCAAGGACCUAUCCAACCUCACACACGCCUUGCAGGGAGAGAUUGGCGUCGGGCCUUACAAGGGCAACUACCAUCCGCGCACGUCGCCCUUCAACCAGUUCAAGGACUUCUGGGCCACCAAGACCCACGAGGAGUACCCUGGCCUGCUCACGCUCGACGCCUCCCCCCGGUUCACCGAAGCCCGAGCCUACGUCACCAACCUGAUUGACUCCAUCUGGGCAUUCUUUGAAGCUUUCAAGUCGAUUGUCGUUGACCAAGGCAAGGAGGUAACGGCGCCGCUCCUGCUGAACUGCUUCCGAGGCAUCCCCUCGCAGUGUGUGGCGUUCAACGGCGCCUCUGGCACCGUCUCGUUCAACAGCACCACAGGGGAGAGGCAGACGGAGGCCUCUGCGCCCCAAUACGGGUUCUACAACCUCAUUGACGUCACCUGGAAGGAGAAGAGCAAGUGGGUGCUUGGCAGCUACGACAUCAACCCCAACCUGGACUACAUUGAGCGCCCGGGCCCACUGCCGCCCACUUGGAAGGUGGAUCUCAUGAAGCAGAUGGCCGCCCAGCCUGCCAUCAUCCCGGGCGGCAUCAACAAGCCGCAGGAGAUUUCAGACACUUUUGAUGACCUGCCCGGUGCCAAGGAGAAGGUGAGGAGGGGGAGAGAGGGAAAGGCAGACACAUGGGAGUGUGAAGUGACCGUAUGGGGAGAGAAGGAUUACAAUACCACCACUGCCAAGGCGCCUGCACCCUCUGGUGGUGGCGGCGGGCCGAGCACGGGUGCCAUUGUUGCUCUCGUGCUGGUCAUUAUCGUCGCCAUUGGAGUGCUCGGAUACGGUGGAUGGUAUUGGUACAACCGCAACUACCGCCACCCCGAGCACCAGACGUUUGUUCGCAUGCUUUAG